This is a messenger RNA of Rotaria sordida, 1035 nucleotides long. NCBI's taxonomy places the organism in Eukaryota, Metazoa, Rotifera, Eurotatoria, Philodinida, Philodinidae. The record is from the annotation of a GenBank genome assembly.
AUGAUUUUUCGACAAUCAACUAAUAACAUAAAUCAUCGAAUAUCUUCAAAUAAAAUUUUAAUAAUUCUUGCUAUUGCUUAUGAUUUGAUCAUAGUCGCUGGAAUUGUCUUUUUUAUUGUUGGUGAAAUAACAAAUAUUAAUUCUGAUAGACAUGGAUUUCCUAUAUUAGUAGGAAUAGCUAUUGCUUUGACUAUGAUUGGAUUAAUAGUCUUUGGUAGUGGAUGUUGUCUUAUACAAACAAGAUGUGUUGCACGACUACGACAAGCCAUUGCUGAAGAAUCAAUACAAUAUUCAUCAAAAUCACCAAUAGCAUUAAAAUAUCUUGGUUUACUUGCUAUGUCGAAAAUCUUACAUACACAUUCAAAAAGUGUUCAAGUACAUAGUGAUUUAAUAAUGCUUUGUCUGGAUAAUAAAGAUGAAUCAAUUCGUUUACGUGCACUUGAUCUUCUUUCUCGAAUGGCAAUUCUUCUUGAAAAUGAUUAUGUUUUUAUUCAUGAUUCAAAUUCUACAACUGUCUCCGAAGUUUUAUAUGCUGCUGCAUGGAUUUGUAGUGGAUUUUGUUCCUCAAAGUUUUUGGAUUUGGAUGGUUGGAUAAAUGAUCCUCAAUCAGACAGUGCAGAUGAAUCGAUAACAACAAGUUCAUAUUGUGAUAAUAAAGAUUUAUUUUAUGAUGAUAAUGGAGAAAAUUAUAAUUCUAAUUCAUACUCUGGUGAUACAUUAAGUUAUCAAAAAUCGAAAAAAUAUAUUGAACCAACUGCUGAAGAAUUAGAAAAACAACGAGAAUCAAAAAAACAAAAUGAACAAAUGAAUCCAUUCUAUUUACAAGAUUCAAAAAAAAACAAAAUUGACACAAAUAAGUUUUUAGUGUUAACUGAAACAACUUCGGGUACUAUAAAUGGUAAUGAUUGUAUUGAAUUAAUAUUAUCACAAGGAACAAAUGCUACUAGUUCACAAGUAACACUAUCUGAUCAAUUAUAUCGUCAAGUAAAAAUUGAUGAAGAAAAUCGAUGUUUAAAGAAAAAAAUCGAAAACUGA